Clupea harengus (Atlantic herring) is the source of this 8235-nucleotide messenger RNA. It is a transcript of the gene lrp4, whose product is annotated as low density lipoprotein receptor-related protein 4. Gene Ontology annotation, cellular component: apical plasma membrane; signaling receptor complex; plasma membrane. The record is from RefSeq and is a predicted model, not a curated record. NCBI's taxonomy places the organism in Eukaryota, Metazoa, Chordata, Actinopteri, Clupeiformes, Clupeidae. Gene Ontology annotation, molecular function: calcium ion binding; protein binding; hormone binding. Gene Ontology annotation, biological process: receptor-mediated endocytosis.
CUCCUUUUGAUCACACCAGCAGCGGAUCAUGAGCACAACAUGUUGAAGAUUUCACAAGUGGCAGUGCGGUAGUGUUAGUAUAUAAUCUGCCGUGAGCGUCAACUUUUUAACUUUAGAUGGGUCGUAACUGAAGGAACUACACAUACACAGCCAUGAUAUGAAAUUAGUUAGGUGUUUCAUUUCCGCUGAUUCAGAGGAGCUUAUUUGAAAACCGCAAAUACCAGAGCUGCAGAAAUAUAGGCUAGAUCUAGGAGAGACAACAGCCGAAAUGAAUCUUGCGGUGCUUUGUGGUACUCUGUUAACAAUGAUGCUUCUCAAUCCAGGCGUACUGGGAAGCACGGAGUGUUCAUGUGGCCGGAACCAUUUCACCUGUGCGGUGAGUCCAUUCGGGGAGUGUACCUGCAUUCCUGCUCAGUGGCAGUGCGACGGGGACAACGACUGCGGAGACCACAGUGAUGAGGAUGGCUGCAUGUUACCCACCUGCUCUCCAGUAGACUUCCACUGUGACAACGGCAAGUGCAUCCGCCGCUCGUGGGUGUGUGACGGGGACAACGACUGCGAGGAUGACUCUGACGAACAGGACUGCCCUCCCCGAGAGUGUGAGGAGGAUGAGUUCCACUGCCAGAAUGGAUACUGCAUCCGCAGCCUGUGGCACUGCGAUGGUGACAACGACUGCGGGGACAACAGUGACGAGCACUGCGAGAUGAGGAAAUGCUCUGAUAAGGAGUUCCGCUGCUCUGAUGGGAGCUGCAUCGCUGAGCACUGGUACUGUGACGGAGACACGGACUGCAAAGAUGGAACCGAUGAGGAGAAUUGCCCUUCUGACGUCACAACUCCCAGCUGCAGUGCCGAAGAGUUCCAGUGUGCGUACGGCCGCUGCAUCCUAGAUAUUUAUCAUUGCGACGGGGAUGAUGACUGUGGAGACUGGUCCGAUGAGUCUGACUGCUCCUCCCACCAGCCUUGCCGUUCGGUUGAGUUUAUGUGCAGCAGUGGGAUGUGCAUCAAUGCCGGCUGGAGGUGCGAUGGCGAGUUUGACUGUGACGACCAGUCUGAUGAGAAGAACUGCACCACGUCCAUGUGCACGGCAGAUCAGUUUCGUUGCGCGUCGGGCCGCUGUGUGCGGUUGUCAUGGCGAUGUGACGGUGAAGAUGACUGCGCUGACGGCAGUGAUGAAGAUGGCUGUGAAAAGACAGAGACCCCACCCUGUGCCUCAGAUCAGUUCAUGUGUGGGAAUGGCCGCUGCAUCGGCCAGAGGAAGGUGUGCAACGAGGUCAACGACUGUGGAGACGGCACCGACGAAGACCCGCACCAAGACUGCCGCCCUAGGUCCAGUGAAGGGAACUGUAACCUGAACAACGGCGGCUGCUCUCAGAAGUGCCAGAUGGCGCGGGGCCUGGUCGAGUGCACUUGCCACACUGGCUACAGGCUGACGGAGGACCGCAAGUCAUGCGAAGAUGUGGACGAGUGUGCAGAGGAAGGCUACUGCAGCCAGGGCUGCACCAACACGGAGGGGGGUUUCCAGUGCUGGUGUGUACAGGGUUACGAGCUGAGGCCUGACAAGCGCACCUGCAAAGCGCUGGGUCCGGAACCGGUUCUGCUGUUUGCCAAUCGCAUCGACAUCCGCCAGGUUCUGCCUCACCGCUCUGAGUACACGCUGCUGCUGAACAACCUGGAGAACGCCAUCGCCCUGGACUUCCACCACAACCAGGAGCUGGUGUUCUGGUCCGAUGUGACGCUGGACCGCAUCAUGAAGGCCAACCUGAAUGGCAGUAACGUAGAGGAGGUGGUGUCCACUGGCCUGGAGAGCCCAGGUGGUCUGGCCAUUGACUGGAUUCAUGACAAGCUGUACUGGACGGACUCUGGGACGUCACGCAUCGAGGUUGCCAAUCUGGACGGGACACACCGCAAGGUCCUCCUGUGGCAGAGCAUGGAAAAGCCCCGGGCUAUUGCCCUUCACCCCAUCGAGGGGAAGAUCUACUGGACAGACUGGGGAAAUACCCCUCGCAUAGAGUACGCCAACAUGGAUGGCUCAAACCGCAAAAUAAUCGCAGAUACUCAUCUAUUCUGGCCCAACGGACUGACCAUUGACUACGCCAGCCGCCGCGUCUUCUGGGUGGAUGCCAAGCACCACGUCAUCGAGCGCUCUGAUCUUGAUGGACAGAACCGGAAGGCUGUCAUUAGCCAAGGACUCCCUCAUCCCUUUGCCAUCACUGUGUUUGAGGACAGCCUGUACUGGACAGACUGGCACACCAAGAGCAUCAACAGCGCCAACAAGUUCACUGGCAAGAACCAGGAAAUCAUCCGCAACAAGCUGCACUUCCCCAUGGACAUUCACACCCUGCAUCCCCAGAGGCAGCCAGCAGGUGGGCUAAAUCGCUGUGGGAACAACAAUGGAGGCUGCAGUCACCUGUGUCUCCCUAGCAACAAGACCUACACCUGUGAAUGCCCCACAGGCUUCAAGAAAGUGGACAACCAUAACUGUGCCCUGAGUCUUGACAAGUUCCUGCUUUUUGCCCGAAGGACGGACAUCCGUCGGAUCAGCUUUGACACAGAGGACAUGUCCGAUGUUGUCAUUAAACUGGCAGAUGUUCGCAACGCCGUGGCCCUGGACUGGGAUGCCAGCUACGGCCACAUCUACUGGACUGACGUCACCACAGACUCAAUCAACCGAGCGCUGUGGGACGGCUCCAAACAGGAGGUUGUGGUUGACACCAGCCUUGAGAGCCCUGCAGGUCUGGCCAUUGACUGGGUGACUAAUAAACUGUACUGGACUGAUGCAGGCACAGACAGGAUUGAGGUUUCCAAUGCAGACGGCAGCAUGCGCACUGUGCUAAUUUGGGAGAAUCUGGAUCGCCCAAGGGACAUUGUUGUGGAUCCCAUAGGAGGAUUGAUGUACUGGACUGACUGGGGAGCCAGCCCUAAAAUCGAGCGUGCUGGAAUGGAUGCAUCCAAUCGCAUCGUCAUCAUCUCCACCAAUCUGACCUGGCCCAACGGCCUGGCCAUUGACUACCAAACAGAAAGACUGUACUGGGCGGAUGCCGGCAUGAAGACCAUAGAGUAUGGCAACUUUGACGGUUCUGACAGACAGAUAUUAAUUAGUAGCCAGCUGCCACACCCGUUUGGCUUGACGCUUCACGAGGACAGGAUCUUCUGGACGGACUGGCAUUCCAAGAGCAUCCAGAGUGCCAACAAGCUGACGGGUCUGGAUCGUGCCACACUGGUGGAGAACCUGGAGAACCUCAUGGACAUCCACAUGUUCAACCGCCAUCGCUCGUCAGUGCGGACCCCGUGCGCUGUGAACAAUGGAGGUUGCAGCCACCUGUGUCUCCUGGCUCCCCCUCCCAAAGGCUCCAGUUGUGCCUGUCCCACUGGCAUCAACCUCCAGGUGGAUGGGAAGACCUGUGCCCAUGGAAUGAGCAGCUUCCUGAUAUUUGCUCGACGCACAGACAUCCGUAUGGUUUCUCUGGACAUCCCCUACUUUGCUGAUGUGGUCCUGGCUGUCAACGGCUCCAUGAAGAACACCAUCGCCAUUGGGGUGGACCCUAAAGAGGGUAAAGUGUAUUGGUCAGACAGCACACUGAAGAAAAUCACUAGAGCCAACAUCAAUGGGACAGGACAGGAGGACAUCAUUGCAACUGGGCUCAUGACAACUGACGGGCUGGCUGUAGACUCCCUGGGCCGCAAGAUUUAUUGGACAGACACCGGCACCAAUCGCAUCGAAGUCGCUAAUAUGGAUGGGUCCAUGCGUAAAGUCCUGGUGUGGCAGAACCUGGACAGUCCUCGUGCUAUUGCUCUCUACCACGAGAUGGGGUACAUGUACUGGAGUGACUGGGGUGAGCACGCUAAGCUGGAGAGGUCUGGAAUGGAUGGCUCCGACCGGGUGGUUCUCAUCAGUAAUAAUUUGGGCUGGCCUAACGGACUGGCAAUAGACAAGGCCGGCUCUCAGCUCCUGUGGGCCGACGCUCACACUGAGCGCAUUGAAGUGGCCGACCUGAACGGCUCCAACCGCCGCAUCCUGGUGUCUCCGGUGCAACACCCGUACGGGCUGACCCUCCUCGGGCCGCACAUCUACUGGACGGACUGGCAGAGCCGCAGCAUCCAGAGAGCAGACAAGACCACUGGCACCAACACCAUCACCGUCAGGUCCAACCUGCCCGGGCUCAUGGACAUACAGGCUGUGGACCGUGAGAGGCCUCUAGGUUUUAAUAAGUGUAGUCGGAGGAAUGGCGGCUGCACCCAUCUCUGUCUGCCUCGGCCUAAUGGCACGUCCUGUGCCUGUCCCACCGGCAUCCUGCUCAAGCCGGACGGCCGCUCAUGUGACAACAGCCCCGAGACCUACCUGUUGUUCUCCAACCGCGUCAGUGUGCGCCGCAUCUCCCUGGAUACCAACGACCACACGGACGUGCACGUGCCCGUGCCAGAGCUGCAUAACGUCAUCUCCCUGGAUUACGACAGCGUCGACGGCAAGCUCUACUACACUGACGUUUCGCUAGAUGUCAUCAGGCGGUCUAAUUUGGAUGGCACUGGUAUGGAGACGGUGAUUAGCCAGGGACUGAAAACGACCGAUGGUCUGGCUGUGGACUGGGUGGCCCGGAACAUGUACUGGACAGACACAGGCCGCAACACUAUUGAGGUGGCCCGUCUGGAUGGCACCGCAAGGAAGGUUCUGAUCAACAACAGUUUGGACGAGCCCAGGGCAAUCGCUGUAUUCCCCAGCAAAGGGUAUUUGUUCUGGACUGACUGGGGUCACAUUGCAAAGAUAGAGCGGGCAUGCCUUGAUGGCUCCGACAGAAAAGUCCUCAUUAACACCGACUUGGGCUGGCCAAAUGGCCUGACACUGGAUUACGACACACGCAGGAUAUUUUGGGUGGAUGCUCACCUGGACAGGAUUGAGAGUUCUGACCUGAAUGGAAAUCUCAGGCAAAUCCUGGUCAGCCCAGUGUCGCACCCUUUUGCUCUCACACAGUUGAAGCCGGUCUCCUCCCCACUAACUCCUUUCUCCCGCAUCUCACAGCAAGACCGCUGGAUAUACUGGACGGACUGGCAGACCAAGUCCAUUCAGCGGGUAGAUAAGCACGCGGGCCGCAAUAAGGAGACCGUGCUGGCCAACGUAGAGGGCCUCAUGGACAUCAUCGUGGUGUCACCCCAGCGGCAGAGUGGCACCAAUCACUGUGGGGUAAAUAAUGGAGGCUGUACACACCUGUGCUUCGCCAAGACCAACAGCUUUGCGUGUGCCUGCCCCGAUGAGCCGGACGACAGGCCCUGCUCAACCAUCUCAGGAUAUGUGCCUGCUGUUCCCAGUGGAGGUGUAAACCCCAUUACGCGUGCACCCAACAAGAACCCUAAACUUCCCACAGAGAAGCCUCAACGAGGACAUCCAGUGGUCAACUGCACAGAUAAGAGCCUCAGCGUGGAGGGAUGCAUAGAGAGCAAUGUGGUGACUGCUCCACAUGGUGAGGGACUCCAUAUCAGUUAUGUCAUUGGUGGGGCUCUGACCAUCUUGGCCAUUCUUAUACUCAUUGCUGCAUUCAUCAUAUACAAGCAUAAAAAGUCAAAGUUUGCUGACCCAGGAGUGAGUAACUUGACCUACAGUAACCCAUCAUACAGGACGUCAACGCAAGAAGUCAAAAUAGAGACGACCCAGAAACCUCCGAUUUACAAUCAGCUACGAUAUAAAAAAGAGGCGACCUGCGACAACAACUACACCAAGGAAAAGAUCCGCAUUGUGGAGGGCGUGUGCCUGCUUUCGGGCGAGGAGCUUUACUGGGAGGACCUGAAACAGCUGAAGAUGUGCCGUGGCGGCGGGCUGCACGCCUGCAUGCGCACGGACACCGUCUCCCUGCAGGCCAGCAGCGCCUCGCUGGACGACGGCGAGACCGAGCAGCUGCUGCAAGAGGAGCAGUCCGAGUGCUCCAGCAUUAACACCGCCCCGGCCACCACCCCCCAGCGCCACGCCUCCACCCACCUCCCAGACACGGGCUGGGCCCCCAACCGCAAGCCCUCCACAGAGAGCGAGGUCUGACGUAGUCGUCGUCAUCGUCGUCGUUAGGCCCUAACACGCCGGAACAUGCAUACGUGAACACAUACACAAGUCAUCUGGGUCCAUACCGACCAUACAACCUUAACCAGUCAGUCAAUCGCAAGCCCUCCAUGUCUCACAAUAUAUGACUGGUGCAAAUGGAACAUAUUUGAGUACGACAAACAAACACACACAAACACAUCAAGCCUCUUUUACACACAUUCAUAUUCCUCUGCUGCUUUUAAUGAAUAGAUAUCCUGACAAAAUAACACACACACACACACCUUCCACUGUUCCUUGGAGAUCAACCGGCCUUCUAUGCUGGCCCUCCGUCCUGUUCACCCCAUAAGGCCCAUCACCCCCCUUCAGCCUCCCCCUCCCUCCCCCUCCAACCUCAACUGACUCAAGGUAGCCCCCUUCAGACAAAAGACUGAACUGCAUUUCAAAGCUUUCUGAAGGAUGGCCAUAAGCUGGACCCUUGAUGAGAGGAAUGAGCUAAAUCAUGAACAUGUCAGGAGCCUCAAGAUAGAAGAAUCCCGCUUGAAAACAAGCAGCGCUUUGUUGUGUAUGAUAUUGCUUUCUUUUUUUGGACAUUUUGAAAACGAAAACAAAAAGUAUCUUCUCGUGGACUAUGUAACAUACGUCGCUCUCUCUCGGUUGACACUCAUUUCAUGCCAUGUCUUUUUUUGCAAAGUCUAUUUAUGAACUCCUUUUUUUUACGUCUGAGUUGGUCUGUCGAUUUCUGGAGUAUUGAAGCGAAUUAAAGAACUGUUAAGCCUGCAUCCAUUCAUAGGACUUAUCUGUAUUUAUGACAGUGCCAAAGGACAGAGUGAUUACUUAUUCAGAGAGUGCCUCUGUGCUUUCUUUAUCUUCAAGUUUAAUGUAUACUGCAGAGGAAUGCAGAGAAUACUUCAACUAGCUGUAGUAGCUGAGUGUGGAUAUGUUUUAAACAUUGCCUUUUUUUUUUGCAUCUCCUUCCUCAUCUCUUUCCUCUACAAAAGAAACUCUGGGCUCACCCUGAACUUUUAACUGUGUUUUUAAAUUUUGUGUUGUAUGGUUGGCAUACGUGAAAGAAAUGGGAGAUAUUUUAUUAAAGCUGCAAAAAUUAUUGGUCCUCGGGGAAAGCAGUCUCAAUGAAGAAUAAGUGCCAAACAUUUUUAUUUUCAGUUAUUUAUAUUUCAUGGAGGUCAAUGGGUGUUCUUUGCAUUUUUCCUCUACUUUUGGUUUGACCUAGAUCCACCAUCUCAAAAUCUGUAAAGCACCAUGCACUUGCAGUGUCUAUACUCUAUAAAUAUUUAGUUUUUAAAUGCAGCUUUCUGUGAAACACAUGGGGCUAUGUACAUGUCUAAAAUUAUACCACUGACCAUACCGAGACAUUCAUUUCUAAGGAAAAAGAAUAUAUCUGAUGCAUUGAUGGUGCGUUGUUUUGUACUUUUUUGUAAUUGUUGUGGAAAAUGCUUAGAGAGUUGUGAACAGGUCUGGGUUGGUGUUCUCAAAACCAGUUAUCUUGAAGUAACUUCAACAAGUUCAGCAUCGUGCUGAUUCGCUGCUAAAACACAUACUCAGCACUGAGGCCAAUGAUUCAUGGUCUUGGCAGCUACUUAACCUAAGCUCUCUGAUGGUUUUCUUACAAACGCCCAGAGAAUCUAGUCUAGUGCUCUGUUUAAUAGCAACUCUAACCUGCUUGCUUUUUAUUCACAGAUUUAAAAAAAAAAAAAAAAAAAAAAAAUCGCUAACAAUCAGUCUUGUACAGAUAUCACAAUGAGAAGUUAAACAAACAAACAAACAAACAAAAAACAUUUGUAUGUGUUGAAGAUAUUGUGUUGAUUUUAUUGUAUAGAGAGUCUUUUGUACAAAGGGAUUUCAUGAUUUGUUUUGAAUUGUUUGUAUUAAUUUUACUCACUGGAGAGGAAAUUUUUUUUCUGAAUUAUUUAACCACUUUGUUUCCAAACCUUGUGAAUGAUAGGGUUUAUGCCAGUUAUUUAAUAGAGUGCUCUUUUAUGUUACAAAUUAUUGGUCACAUAUAACUGUUGUAAAGUUAACUGAAAGAGAUAUUUAUAAUUCAUUUGUUUGGUUGUCACUUAUGUGUAAAUAUGAAAAGACUGUAUAUGUAUCCUUCCUCCCUGUUGCAAUACUAACAAGCUGUGUUGUGUGAUUAUAGUGAAUUACACCUUUGCUAUCUUUUUAAUAUAAAACUGCAUUUGCAUUUAAAGAAA